Messenger RNA from Penicillium vulpinum, 777 nucleotides. RefSeq lists its product as uncharacterized. The transcript has 12 exons. The coding region runs from base 1 to 777 and encodes 258 amino acids. NCBI's taxonomy places the organism in Eukaryota, Fungi, Ascomycota, Eurotiomycetes, Eurotiales, Aspergillaceae. The record is from RefSeq and is a predicted model, not a curated record. Gene Ontology annotation, molecular function: oxidoreductase activity, acting on the CH-OH group of donors, NAD or NADP as acceptor.
AUGGUUGUUGCGAUUGUAACAGGCGCUUCGAGGGGACUUGGUAGGGCCAUUGCCCUUCAGCUAGCGGAUGAUGGGAUGGAUCUCGCAAUCAAUGAUAUCCAAGCGCAUCUUCCAGAUUUGGAGUCACUAAAGGAAGAAAUUGAGAAAAAAGGGCGACGCGCCAUUUGCGUUACGGGUGAUGUCAGCAACGAGGAACAGGUUCAGAGCAUGGUCAAGCAAACCGUUGACAGCUUUGGCGAGCUGAAUGUAAUGGUCGCUAAUGCUGGUAUAAUGGUUACCAAAGGAGUAUUGGAUCUUACUCUAGCUGAGUGGGAGGGGGUUCAAAAGGUCAAUUCUACGGGUGCCUUUCUCUGCUACCGCGAAGCAGGCCGCCAGAUGGUGGCUCAAGGGAAGGGAGGGAAGAUCAUUGGCGCAUGCUCCAUUGCUGGCUAUCGCCCGUCUGGAAAUGCCCUAGCAUAUUCGACUAGUAAAUGGGCCGUCAGAGGACUGACCCAAGCAGUUGCGCUUGAUCUAGCUCAGUACAAUAUUAAUGUUAAUGCAUACUGUCCCGGACCAGUUGGUACCGCGAUGUGGGAAGCGGUCGAUGAAUGCCUUGCAAAGAGAGAUAGCCUAGCCAAAGGAGAGGCAUUUGAGAAGUCCGUCCAGGCCCGAUCUGCCUUCAAACGUGCCUCGACACCAGAAGAUAUCGCAAACCUCGUCUCGUUUUUAGCCAGCCCGAAGUCUAGAAACAUUACCGGUCAAUCCAUGAUCUGUGAUGGCGGAAUCACAUUUUCUUAG